AUGAAGGUCAAGAUCAAGAAGUGGCACGCCGUCGCCACAUGGCGAUGGGACAUGCCCGAGGAUGAAGUCUGUGGCAUCUGUCGUGUCCAAUUCGACGGGACUUGCCCUACGUGCAAAUUUCCUGGCGAUGACUGUACCUUGCUCAUGGGAAAGUGUGGUCACUCAUUCCAUAUGCAUUGUCUUUUGACCUGGAUUCAGCAGGAGUCCUCGAAGGGGCUGUGUCCGAUGUGCCGCCAAAGUAAGCCGCACCAGCCACAUACAACGGCGUCGUCGCUGACA
This is a messenger RNA of Cladophialophora yegresii CBS 114405, 279 nucleotides long. Its product is annotated as anaphase-promoting complex subunit 11. Gene Ontology annotation, cellular component: anaphase-promoting complex; nucleus. Gene Ontology annotation, molecular function: zinc ion binding; cullin family protein binding; ubiquitin protein ligase activity. The transcript has 2 exons. Lineage: Eukaryota; Fungi; Ascomycota; Eurotiomycetes; Chaetothyriales; Herpotrichiellaceae. The record is from RefSeq and is a predicted model, not a curated record. The annotation marks the transcript as partial. Gene Ontology annotation, biological process: protein ubiquitination; anaphase-promoting complex-dependent catabolic process; positive regulation of mitotic metaphase/anaphase transition.